UAGCACGGCAACGACGCUUCUCUGUUGAAAGCCCCACAAUGUGCGAGACCCCAUUGCGAGUUGCUCUUCGACUCGCACCCUCACACCCUCUGCAAUCUCCACCUCCCUUUCGGACGCCACCGUCUGCUCAACCUGAACGCCGCGGCGUUCGACCGCUCCUUUGGCUCAGUACUUUAAUCACCCUUAGUUAUUGGACGCCUCGCGAGACUUUCCGACGGUAUGUUUCUCCAUUCGGGCUCAGGUUUUCGCGCAGCCUUUGCGCUGUGUCUGCUUGCUGCGAAUCAAGCGAGUGCCGCUGGUACGCUCAAGGCUCCCUUCAAGUCCACUCUUGCAUCGGGAACUACGAGCCUCUAUAACGCCUCCGCGCCUUUGGCUAAUGCUGCGCUGAAAGUUGUGGCUACAGUGCAAGCUGGCGACAAUCAGACAUUCAGCGAGGUACUCAUUGACACCGGAAGCGCGAUCUUAUGGGUGGGAGGCGAGUCGGCCUACGUCCCAGGAGCGUACACUCAAGUGACCAACCAAACAUUCAGCGUCGGGUACGGCGCAGGUGGCGUCAGCGGCACCGCAUACAUCGACCGAGUGACAAUCGGUAGCGCCACCGUGGACUCACAGAUCAUCGGAGCCGCAAACUGGUCGUACGGCUUCACGCUCGAGAAGCCUAUCGACGGCAUCCUCGGUCUUGGCCCCUCCGGUUCCAAUGCCGGUGAAGUAUCCGGAUAUACGAGCACGCCGACCUUUGUCGAGAGCCUUGUGGCGGAGGGCACGAUCGAAAAGCCUGUGUUUGGGAUCUACGUCAGUCCGCUCAGCGAGACUGGCGUCCCCGAGGGAUCAGGUGAGAUCGCGUUUGGGGGCGUAGAUGAGAGCAAGAUUAGUGGCGAUGUGACGUGGCUGGAGCAGACCGAGCCGAUCAACUUCCAUUGGGAGUUCAAUGCGUCGAGCUUCAGCUGGGGCGACCAGGUUCUUGCGAGCGGGUCGAUCGCUGCACGCACGGACACCGGUGUGCUCCCCAUUGCGGUCCCCAACGAUGGCUUCUUCACGAUCGUCGACAGCGUCGCGGGUGCGACAAUCGACAAUCACUCCGCGCUCGAGGGGUGCAUCAUCUUCCCAUCCAACAUGACCGCGGACAACCUUCCCGAUCUCGGCAUCGGCAUCGGGAAUCUGAACUUCUCGAUUCCGGCAUCGAGGUAUAUCGUGCCGACGAGCCUGUUUGGCGCUCUGAACAUUACGGACAACAUGACGCAUACGUGGAUCGCGCCUGGUGGUCCGGAAUUCUUCGAUCUCGGGCAAAAGUUCCUCGAGGGCGCAUACUCGGCGUAUGAUAUGGAGAACCAUUUGGUGGGAUUCGCCUACCUCGCAUGAUGGCAAAGAACGGAUACGGACGGACUUGGUUGUUAGUGACCAUGGACUUUCGACGCUGUCGUUACUUUCGGACACGCAUGGACUAUGAAAUACCGGGCAUGCAUAUAAUCACCCCCUGGACAGUGAUUGAUGGCAGGAUUUGCCACUUUGACGAUUUUCAUUGAUCAUCAU
Laetiporus sulphureus 93-53 is the source of this 1530-nucleotide messenger RNA. RefSeq names its product acid protease. NCBI's taxonomy places the organism in Eukaryota, Fungi, Basidiomycota, Agaricomycetes, Polyporales, Laetiporaceae. Gene Ontology annotation, biological process: proteolysis. The record is from RefSeq and is a predicted model, not a curated record. The transcript has 12 exons. Gene Ontology annotation, molecular function: aspartic-type endopeptidase activity. The coding region runs from base 220 to 1359 and encodes 379 amino acids.